Messenger RNA from Hippoglossus stenolepis (Pacific halibut), 5906 nucleotides. It is a transcript of the gene tent4a, whose product is annotated as terminal nucleotidyltransferase 4A. The record is from RefSeq and is a predicted model, not a curated record. NCBI's taxonomy places the organism in Eukaryota, Metazoa, Chordata, Actinopteri, Pleuronectiformes, Pleuronectidae. Gene Ontology annotation, molecular function: mRNA binding; poly(A) RNA polymerase activity. The coding region runs from base 237 to 2717 and encodes 826 amino acids. Gene Ontology annotation, biological process: RNA 3'-end processing. Gene Ontology annotation, cellular component: TRAMP complex; nucleolus. The transcript has 13 exons.
GAGAAUACGCCAUAUUGAAUUCUCGUAGGGAUACGGCUAGCGAUUUUUUUUCUCCAGCUAGCGGCGUAAAGUGGACACUCUACCAAUGGCCCUGAUUCGGUUCCACGUCUAAACCCUUCUCCGUGCGUAACCCCGGACAGAGCAGCGACCUUUCGACGGGCCCAGGGAGCGACGCGGAUUCACGACGGGCUCCGGUUCGACACCAGUAGAGGGGGGUUACCAGAGAGGGGAGUUGAAUGGAUCCGAGGGUAGCUUGGAUUCAGCCCGAACAGAAAGGACCUGCGAACGCCUUAUGGAUGCACGUCUGGGAGACCUCUCAGGGAGCGAGGACGCUCUCCGCCCAGCAGCAGCUCCACAACCAGUGCGUGAACUACGCUGCGCUGGAUGUUUUAAAGAAUGUGGCGACCGCGGUGGCAGCGGGCAGGAGCGUCUGCGGCGGCGGCGGCAGCGUAACUGCCAGUCGGAGCAGCGGCCAUCGCAGCGGCAUCAUGAGCGGCACUGCGAUUUCCGCGCUGGGGGUCGCAGCACUGCCCAACAGGAACGCACAGAUCGCCGCGGAGCCGGCUGAUGGCAAACCCCUGCCCCUGGGAUCCGUCUCCUCCUCGUCCUCCUCUUCAUCAUCAUCAUCAUCAUCAUCAUCGCAGGAAUCCGGCACGGACAGUCCCCCCUCCGGCUGCUCUCUCGAGAGGACUAUGGGUGGGAAUGUAUCGGGCAACGUGAACAAAAACGUCGGGGGUGCCAACCUGCUCUUUAGCUUGAGCGACAGCAUGGACCAUAAUGUCAACCUCUACCACCAACACCAUCAUCAUCAUCAUCACCACCCCCACCGUCACAUACAGGAGCAGCCGGCGUUCAACCCACAGCCGGUCUGCGUGAAGCGGCACCAGGUUCACCCCUCCGCACCUGGGAACCACACACACAACCACCACCACCCGGGCCGGAGGAAAAGCGACAACAAGGCGAGCACUUACGGGAUGAACUACCUGCUCUCGAACUGCACCAACGGGAAUUACGCGAGCAAUUGGACGCCGUGGAAGACGAGGACGUACAACCCCGGGGUCCUCGGACUCCACGAGGAGGUGAUGGACUUCUACAACUUCAUGUCUCCCCGGCCAGAAGAGGCAGCUAUGAGGAAGGAGGUGGUGAACCGAAUAGAGAUGAUUAUUAAGGAGCUCUGGCCCACUGCAGAUGUCCAGAUAUUUGGCAGCUUCAGCACAGGACUCUACCUCCCAACAAGUGACAUUGACCUGGUGGUGUUUGGGAAGUGGGAGCGCCCCCCACUGCAAGACCUAGAACAAGCUCUCCGCAAGCAUAAUGUGGCAGAACCCUUUUCAAUCAAAGUGCUGGACAAAGCUACAGUGCCAAUCAUCAAGCUGACAGACCAGGAAACUGAGGUGAAGGUGGACAUCAGUUUCAAUGUGGAGACUGGGGUGAAGGCGGCGAGCUUCAUUAAAGACUACGUAAAGAAGUAUCCAGUGCUGCCUUACCUGAUCUUUGUACUGAAGCAGUUUCUGCUGCAAAGAGAUCUGAACGAAGUCUUCACUGGGGGCAUCAGCUCUUACAGCCUCAUCCUCAUGGUCAUCAGCUUCCUCCAGCUUCAUCCUCGUAUUGAUGCCAGGAACCCAACUGAGAACUUGGGGGUCUUGCUGAUCGAGUUCUUUGAGUUGUACGGCCGCCAUUUCAACUACUUGAAAACAGGGAUCCGCAUCAAGAAUGGAGGCGCAUACAUACCCAAAGAGGAGAUCAUGAAGGCCAUGACAAAUGGAUACAGGCCAUCCAUGCUCUGCAUAGAGGACCCACUGCUUCCAGGUAACGACGUGGGGAGGGGUUCCUAUGGCGCCAUGCACGUCAAGCAGGUGUUUGACUAUGCCUACACUGUCCUGAGCCACGCUGUGUCGCCACUCGCACGGUCGUAUCCCAACAAAGACUGCGAAAGCACCUUGGGCCGGAUAAUCAGGUUGACCCAGGAAGUGAUCGACUACAGGGAAUGGAUCAUUAAGAAGUGGGGGGGCAGGGAUCUGGCGCGGACAGACAACAGAGUUUCACCUCCCAAGGAGCCCGUGUCGGAGCAGGAGCCCAGCUGCGUGCUGGGUGGCGGUGUGGUGCCGGAGGAGCAGCAGAGGGACUCAGUGUCGCCCCAAAGCGCAGACUCACCCAUGUCCAUCUCCAGCCCUCAGCAGCACUCGUCAGCCUCCUCUGUCUCCUCACUGUCGGGAUCAGACAACGACUCGGAUUCAACGUUGCCAUGUCCCGUCCCUCCACCAGCCCUGCCGCCGUACCCGUCUUUCCAGUCUCUGGGCCUCGCUUUGCCACCAGGACUCACUAUGGGCGCUGGCAAGCCCGGCAUGGGAGGACACCAUCUGCUCAUGCAUCCAGGCUCGCAGGCUCGCGUCUCCCUGCCCGGUGGUCUAGCAAUGCACUCCAUACCUGGCAGACAGGUGUGUAUAGACACCGGGCUCCCCCCCUUCUUCCACAUGCCCCCCCCAGCCCAUGCUCAUGUCCCUGCCCCUUCCAGCCCCCAGCCUCUGUCCAGCCCCCACUCCAGCCACACACACAAGAACGGAACAAAGUUCAUUGUGAAGGGCUUCCACAACCCCCCGCUGGUCAACAACCCCGUUCUGGCUAACCGCGGACACACCCAUACGCACACGCAGUACCACCGCAACACUUGGCGGCGCAGAAAGAGGGACAGCCUACCGGUUAGCCUGAGCAGAUAGAAACCACUCCUCUUUCCUCUAACUUUUCCUCCCUCCUCCUCUCUGGAUGCAAACCCUGGCUCUUAGUUCGCCUUGAAGGAGGAUGGACAAGCGGACAGACAGAGGACCAGAGACCAGCAGUUUUAUUAGCGGGGCUGCCGCGUCGUGGAACAGCAGCCCUGAGCUCUGCAUCUUCCUCCUACUGUCGCUACCUUUCCAUCUCUGCAUGACCUUUUGUUCACAGUUUCAGUAUUAUGUUACUGUCAGUAUUUUAGUUCUUCUCUUCUUUUUUUUUUUUUUCAGGCCUUUUCCUAUUUUUUAGUUUUUUUAAUUCUAUUGGACUCAGUGGUGAUGCCAUCGCCCAGUUCACUUGACCUCGCCUCGACCUCGACCCUCGCAGCCAAGCUGCCUGAGGUCCAGUGUUACUUUUUUGUUUUUUAACAGUUUAUACACUUAAGAACAAACCGUUUUUCAUUUUGUGCAAUAAUGUUAUUUUUCUUUUUGGAACUAAAGUAAAUGCUUAUUUAAUUUUGUGUGUGUUUGUUAAGGCGUUUUUAUACUGUUAUUUUAUUUUUGUAGAGUUUUAAAUUUGGUUUACGAAACAUUUCCCCGGGCAGCAUCUCUGGAGCAUGUGUGUUUGUCGGUUGGUAUUCCUGUGUGUGUGUGUGUGUGUGUGAUUGUGUGCGUGCAUGAGGUGUGUAUGUGUGUGCGUUUGUCUGUCAUCAGGCUGACAUAGACCCAGUUUGCAGGGCCCCUCCUCUUCCUCCCCUCUCCCCUCCUCACCUGUGUGUGAUGAGGAGCUCAUAUCUCGGUAUUCCUUCCCCGUUUUCUUCAUGUGUCUUUAAAAAAUGGACGAGGUCAACAUGAAAUUCUCUUCAGGAAGCUGUGUUCCUCAGUCCAGUUGGUCUAAGGCAUGAUGGAGGGAAGUGGAGGGAUGACGUUGCACCCUGGGAUCUCCUGACUAAUGAUGGGAGAGGAAGUACUUUGUGGCCUGAUGAGGGCAGUAGCUCCAGUUGAAGCUUUAGCAGAACCACCUGGAGAUUGUGCGUUUGUGUAUACUUCUGAAUGUGGGUGUCUGAGCUGUUGCCAUAUUUUGUCAGUCAGGGGAAGGCUGACUUUUUUAAGGGAAAAGCUUCCAGGUGGUGCAGGAUUUUGGCCUGAGAGAGCCUGUUCUGUUCAACAUAUAUGCUAGUGUGUUUUCAUUUUUGUGCUUAGUGUCUUUUUACUACAUGUUGUAGGAGAGGUUGGUGCCAAGGUGGCAGCAGCCUGCCUGACUUGAAUUUAAAGAUUUAAGAUUUGGGUAAGAGGGCAGAAAGCCACUGAUUCCAGGUCAGAGAACUUUUCAGAUGCUUACUCUCCCGAGUUCAGGGACGCGGUUUGUGGAAAUCUGAUCCCAGGGCUGAUGGGGUCAACCCUAUGCCCGCAGCUGUAUAUCGGUGAAGACCAACACCAAGGUGCUCAGCGAUAAGGUUUUCUCCUUUGUGGUUCUGGACAAAGGAGGAAGAGGGGGAGGGGGUCUUCCUGAACCAAGGACCCUAGUGAAAGGGAAAUAUAUUUUGAUUCCAUUCAGGAAUCUCGUGUAUAUUUGAUUGCCAGGUACUUCCGCUAAUUGUUUGCAAUGCCUUUCUUUGUGUUUACUUGGAGUGUGUGUGUACGUCGUAUUCCGCGAGCACACCGUGUCACACAAACACUCACAGACACUCACAGACAGGACUGUCCAAGGCUGUGACUCGCCCAGAACACUACACAUGCUGGUGUUAUUACUAUGCAAGUGGAUCUAAUUGUGUCAACUCUCGUCUUUUUCCGUAGUGGGGUUACUUUCAAAUGACAAACGAUGCUUGUCAGGCUGGAGUAAUGUCGCUGACUGUCAGCCUCUUCAAGCCAACUCAAUUGAACUACAACCCCCCCCUCCAUCCCCUGACCCCUUGUAUUUGUACGAAGGUCCUAAUAUGUUUCAAAGUCUAGUUUUCUACAUCUAUCAGUGAAAUGUAAGGAAUGGCGUAUGUUAAUAUCGAUGGUUGGGUCUGUGUAGUGUGUGACAUAAUGAAACGUGUGUAAGAAAAGUGUCGAGACUUGCCACCGCAGGUUUGUUUGGUUUUUUUUUAAUCGGGCGCCCAACCGUCACAAGCAAGUGCACCGAGAGCGCGACUUGCACUCUGCAGGUGCACUUCAGGAGGGACCAGUGUCCAACGACAAUUCUUUACCUUUUACUGAGAGUCUGUUCAGUAAUUCUUCUUUAUCCUUGAACCAUGGCAACUCCGAUCUGUCCGUCAGAACGUCACCUGGCAUCAGUUCAGUCUCACGUGAAUGGUUUCUGUUUGGUUUCUCACAGGCAACACAGAUUAUGAGCUAAUCAUCACCUCUGAUUAGAGAAAUUAUCUUCACAUUUUUAAUGAUUUGAGCUUAAAAAAAUAUAUAUUAUGGACGCGCCCAGUCAUACGAUCAUACUCUCGUCACCCUGUUACUCUCUGUGGAUGAUUAUUUUCCAAAUCCAUGUAGAGAGGAGAUCACUGUGGCAUAUUAAAUGCUCAGUUCCAUGUAAUCCCAUAAAUUGGACACCAAGGUGGAUGUAGUUGGCAAACCUGUUUAACCCUUUCAAACUGUCGCUCAUAGCCAUGUCUGCGUUUAGAGAUGAGAACCAGCAUUUAUGAGGAGCUGAUGAUGAUAACUGGUGAUGGAAGCUUGUCGACGGGGUUAGAGUUGCCUGCAGCUUCACAGCAAAGACUUCCAUGCAGUAUCUUGAAAAGUCUGUAUGGAUUUAAAAUCUGUGUUCAUCUCAGCGGCCCAACGCAGCUCGCUCUCUGUCCUCUGUCCUCUCAUCAGACGGCAAUGGGAACGGUUAAUUAAAGGUGUCUGUCUCGCCACGUUGCCUUCACUUCUGAUUUGGUUUGGAAGUGAGGGGAAAGGGAAGGGAGCGUGGCUUGGCCCGCUGAGGUCUUGACGUACACAUGUACAUGUAGAUGCAAUGUAACAUCACCCCCAUUGCAAUAAAAUGAGGGAUUUUAAAACUGGUGGCUGCUGUUUUAGAGAAAGGUGGCAGCCCCUCUUUGUCCUGGCUGAUUCAUGUGAGCAGUAGCCCCUCGUAAUGGACACCAAGCUAUCGGUGUCCAGAGGGAACCACUGCCCAGCUUUUGUUUUUUUGUUUUUGACAUUUUUAUGUAAAUAUAUUUUUUUCUAUUUUAUUUUUUAAUAAACAUUUUAAAACUGCCA